CUCUUCUAAUUGAUUGUCGCAGCUGAUCUAUUCUGGUUAUAGUUGCGAUCAAGGUUGGUUCUUUACACCUUGUACAGGUGAUCCACGAUUAAGGGGACUAACAAAUAUUUUAAGGUUGCAUGUCAAAAAGGUCAAUUGCUCAGAAUGGGAGCAAAUUACUGUUACGUCAAGGUACUUUUGUGAGUUUGUUUUAUUUGCAAUAUAAUUUUAUCUGGCAAUGUGUUUCUUCUUAUUCUUCUUAGAUAAGUACCAUCUCUGUCGCUAAGUAUUAUCAUCAUUUAUACAUUUUUCAUUGAUAUUCUUAUUCUAUAAAUCUCAUUUUGUAAUUAUGUGUUCCUCUAGUGUAAGAGCUAUUGUUGCUUUAAAUCUUCAUAACUAUGGAAGUGGACGACAUCCCUGGGGUAAUCUGAAGCCAGAUUAUUUGGAAAAGAAAAAGUUUGUUGAGGCCCAUGCUGAUGAUGGUCUUCUAGAAAUUUUUGGCCUUAAGCACGGAUGGCAUGCAUCAUUUGUUAUGGUCGAACUCAUCUCUGCCAAGCACAUUGCUCAGGUAUAUUGAGAUGAUUUCUUUGGAACAAUUCUUGACAACAUUUGUAGUUGAGGCCUUUAGAAUGGAAGAAUGUAUUUCACUAAUUUUUGUAUACAUUUUUUGUUUUGUA
This is a messenger RNA of Humulus lupulus (European hop), 656 nucleotides long. RefSeq names its product diacylglycerol kinase 4-like. The transcript has 4 exons. Lineage: Eukaryota; Viridiplantae; Streptophyta; Magnoliopsida; Rosales; Cannabaceae. Gene Ontology annotation, molecular function: ATP-dependent diacylglycerol kinase activity. Bases 329 to 556 code for a protein of 75 amino acids. The record is from RefSeq and is a predicted model, not a curated record.